AUGGAUGUCCGUAUAAUAAUACUAAUUUAUGGAAAUCUAAUAUGUCAUGGAAGUUCGAAAACCUCUAAUAUGCCAGAAGAAGUGUUUGACGAGAGCAAGAUGUGGUACAAUCAUAGAAGCUUCAUGUGUACAAAGAGUUGUUGGCAUACGUACGAGAUGUAUCAUUCAAAAGAAGUAAUACAAAAAGAAAACUGUACGCGAAUGGGAGUCGCUCCUUCUAAACUAGCACAUCCUCAUUGUGCCAUUCGAAGAUUGAAUACAACACGCUUUACAAAUGUAAAUAUGAAGCGAUCUUCGGCUGUACAAGAUACACGAAUUGUAUGUCGACCAUACAACGACCGUAUGGGCUGGUAUAGAGGGAAACAAGCUGUUACAGUAAGGAAGCAGCCAUGUCUUCGAUGGGAUUCCAUAAAGUCGCUUAAUUACUCUUCGGACGACUUCAAUCGCUUUCAAAGUCCCUCCCACUUAUAUACACUUCGAAAUAGCAUUGUGUCUGUAAGCGAUCAUUUUAACUACUGCCGCAAUCCCGAUAAUCAUGAACUCGGUCCUUGGUGCUAUGUUCGAAGUUUGAAGAAAGAGAUAAUACGGAAUUCAUGUUUUUCUCCAUGCUCCUCUUUCUCAAAUCAAUUAUGUUUACGGAAAAACCACUAUCCAUAUCGUCUGCUACAUCGUGCUGUCAAAUACGAAAAAUAUUUCCCGUUGAAAUUAGUUGAUAGAAUAUCAAUUGAAAAACAUAAUAAAGUAAUAGACUUGAUGGAUAUUUUGGAUGUUGCUCAUAUCAUGAAUCAGAUUCCGCAUGCGACUUCAGCAAUUAAAAUUGGUCCAUUGGGAAUACCUCAUGCUAGAGGAUAUACUCGUGGACAUAUAUUGUCUACUCGCAAGAGAUGUUAUCAAACAGGAGCUCAAACACAAAUUUUGGGUCCAUGGACUACAGUGAAAGGAAACUUAUCAACAACCGUUCUCAAGUAUAUCAAGGAUGGUCGAGGUUACAACCAAUAUUCCAAAUUUGCACUUGUUAAUAUGCACCCGGAAGUCGGUCAUCAGUUAUGGGAACCAUGUUUUCCCUCGUGUGAAGAUGAGACGAUACAGUGUUGGCCAGAUCUCCCUCCAGACUUCACCAGAAACACGAAGAAAAUUCAGAGAAUGCAGUAUUACGGAAAAAGGACAACAACAAUCACUGGAGGAUCUUGUAUGCCUUGGCCAGAAGUCUUAGAAACAAUGAUAAAGGCUCGAGACGCAUCCACCAAGUUUUUAUUCAAAUUUCUUUUCACAAAAUUCUAUUACUCUGGCAACGGAACGUUCAACCACUUCAUGGAUGGCCAGGGCUACUUACUGAAUAGAAACUACUGUUUGGAUAUGCAAAGGCUUCUGAAGCCCAAUUUGCAGAAACUUAAAAAGAGCUUCUUUAACCGUGUAGCUUUCGCAAUACUUGAUUCAGGACCAGGAUGCUUUUUCACUUAUGACAAGAUUUUAAAAUACCAGUCGUGUUUCCGUCCCUGUAGUUGUUCUGUAAAGCUCGAUGAACUGCCCACUGACGUUCUACAAAUACUAUGUGGAAACGAAACAGCCCAGCUUUGCGUUGAAAAAAGAGAAGAAGAAUAUAAUCUGCUGAUUCCUCCAACAGAGGAAUAUCCCGAGAAGAUCGACCUCAGCGUAGGCAGGGCCCCACUCAUUGUUCUAUUGACAAUUAUCAUAUUCCCUAGCUUCGGGCUCAUAGCUUCAAUCUGUUUUUGUUGCGUCUUGAGAAGACAAUUCAAUAUGAAAAAAUAA
Messenger RNA from Auanema sp. JU1783, 1770 nucleotides. The record is from the annotation of a GenBank genome assembly. NCBI's taxonomy places the organism in Eukaryota, Metazoa, Nematoda, Chromadorea, Rhabditida, Rhabditidae.